Ostreobium quekettii is the source of this 609-nucleotide messenger RNA. The record is from the annotation of a GenBank genome assembly. NCBI's taxonomy places the organism in Eukaryota, Viridiplantae, Chlorophyta, Ulvophyceae, Bryopsidales, Ostreobiaceae.
AUGGCCAACUGUGCCGUGUGCUUCGCAGCCUUGAUGUUCAGCCAGAGCCAGACCUACUUCUCGCAGGCCGUUAUAUUCAUCUUCACACAUUCGGAGUCGGGCAGCGCGGGCCUCAUUCUGAACCGCCCCACUGAGUUCACACUGGGCAAGGUGGCGGGCGCGGAGGAGAUGUGCCCCGAGUUUGCAGAGUCGCAGUUAAGGCUGGGUGGGGACGUGGGCAAGAGCACGCUGAACAUCCUGCACUCGUAUGGGGAGCUGGAGGGGGCUAUUGAGAUUGUGAACGGGAUUUAUCUGGGCGGCUUCGAGGCUGCCAGGCGGGCUGUGAGGGAGGGAAACGCCCAGGGAAAGGAUUUCACUUGGUUCAUGCACCACGCAGGUUGGGGGCCAGGGCAGCUUGAAAACGAGUGUUCUUCCGGCGUCUGGUUCACGGCCGCUGCUGGUCGCGAUUUGAUCCUCCAGCCCCGUGAUGGUAAUGAUGCCCCAGCGGACAUGUGGCACGAGGUUCUGCAACUCAUGGGUGGGGAGUACAGCGAGCUCUCCAAAGUCGUGCAGCAACCCUACAGGGCUGACAUAAUGGGCAACGAAGGCAGAGAAGGGGAAGAUGUUUAG